UGUUGUGAGAGCUCGUGUUGUCGUCGUGUUGACUCUUUUUUGUCAGUUGGUUUCGGGAUAACUAGUUAGUAAUGAGUUAACUAGUAGCAUUUAUCAAGACAACCGCGGCUGUAGCUCUCCACAUGGACCCCGAGCACAGAGCCGUGCUGCGGGCACACCGGCUGUACCUGUCCGGGCAGCUGCUGGUGUCUGACUCCAUCGUUCCGUUUCUGUACCAGGAGGAGAUCCUGACGGAGGCUCAGAUGGAGGACAUCCUGUCUCAGCCCACGGACUCACGAAGGACUCUGAAGCUGCUCGACCUGCUGCCGAGCCGCGGACCCCGGGCCUUCCCCGUGUUCCUGCGGGCUCUGGAGGACUUCAGCUGGGUCAGAGAGAAGCUGCUGCUGGAGCUCCAGACCGAAACCGGAAAAUCACCUGGAGCGAGAUCUACAGGUGGGACAGACAAGUACCAACUUCCUGCCUCGGUUCUCCAGAAGGUCCCGUCCGAUCGUGACCUGUCCCGACUAGCGUCGCGGCUCGGGCCAGAGUGGGAGGCGGUGGUGAUGGAUCUGGGUCUGACGGCGGAGGACGUGUUCAGGUGUCGCUCUGAUCACGCUCUCAGCACGCAGGCCGCCGUGCUGUCCGCUCUGAUUCUCUGGAAACGGCGAGAAGGCCGGAGAGCAACGGUGCAGAGACUCCUGCAGAGUCUGGACGCCGCCGAGAUCCACCCGUCGGUCCUGGAGGAUGCCCUGAAGUGACCCGGGAGCUGGAUCUAAACUGUUUCAUACUCUUUUUGUUCAGAUUUUACUUCAAUCAUUCCAUCAGAUAUUGGACAUCAGACUCUGGAUUUAGGGAGUUUUUACAGAGAUAUUUGAUGACACAAGAGCCAUAUUUUAUUUUUUUAUUUUUAUGGUGGCAGUUUGCACAGAAAUACCUGAAAACAUAUUUAAAGCAAACAUUUUUAAACCCAUAUUACUAAAUUGAAACACUGUUUGGUUCUACCAAUCACAGACUGUGGUGACUAGAACUAAAAUGAAACAAGAACCCCAGUAAAAAUGUAGAAAUAACCUGUAAGUGUCUUGGUUUCAGCUAAAAGUCAGGAUUGUGGAAGAAAUGCCAAAAGGUACCAGCGUUUUUGUUUGUUUUAGACCACUGACAGAAGUUUCCAGCAAUUUUGAGAAUUUAAAACAAGAAAUUACAUAAUUUUGGGUGUUUAGGACUUCAUUUAAAAGUUUGAUUUUCCCUGUGGUUUACUUCAGAGAGUUAAAUUCCAAAUAUUCUAGAGUCAUCUCAUAUAUGGUUAAAAUAUUUCAGUACUUUUUUAUUGCAAUCUUGACGAAAAAUACACAAACUCAAAAUAUUAUAAUAUUGUGGAAAAGUCCAAUUUGCAAAGGAUUCCUGAGCCUCCACUCUCUCUCCUGUUCAGUUCACACAACCACAACCAUGGGGAAGACUGCUGACUUGACAAAUGUCCAGAGGACAAUCAUUGACACCCUCUACAGGGAGGGCAAACGAAGCAUAUUCAAGAACUUAGAGGAGCUUCACAAGGACUGGACUGAGAUUGGAGUCAGUGGAUCAAGAGCCACCGCUCAGAUGGGUCCAGGAAAUGGACUAUGAGUAAGCGUCCCAUCUUGGCUAAAGAGAAAAAGGACUGACUGUUGCUCAGUGGUCCAAAGUCCUGUUUCAGAUGAAAGUGAAUUCUGAAUUUCAUUUGUAAAUCAAGGUCCCAGAGUCUGGAGGAAGAUCUGAGAGACUCAGAAUCCAAGGUGCUUGUAGUCCGGCGUUUCAAGCUUCCAGAGUCAGUGAUGGGUUGAGGUGUCAUGUCGUCUUCAGCUGUUGGUCCACCAGUCUUUAUCAAGUCAAGAGUCGAUGCUGUUGGCUUAUCAGGAUAUUUUUAAGCCCUUCAUGCUUCCCUCUGAUGAGAAACUUUAAGGAUGUACUGACUUCUUUCUCACCUGCCCACAGUGAAGCCAAAACUUCCAGUAACCGGUUUGUUCACCCUGGUGUACAGCAGGGGUCGUCAGCUACAUGUACAAGGGACAGCUUUUCCUAAACAGGCACUUAGGGGGCCAAACUUUCAAAUAAACUAAAGACUUUUUUUAAAUGGUCUAACUGACUUUUUUGGAUAUUUUUAUUUUCUUGCAAUGUAAUGCAAUGUUUACACUCCAACACAGUGAGAUCAGUCCCUAUAUUGCAGCCAGCCACUAGGGGGCGACUGAGAUAUUUUAGCUAAAUAUUUCUGUGUCUCUGAAAAACCCAAGCAGGAAAAUUGCACUCUCAAAACACCCGAGGCCAAAAGUUUUUGUAGAAAAGGGGCGCAGGUGGCCUAGUGGUUUAAGGUGCGGCCCAUUUACACGGACGGCCCAAGCUCAAAUCCAGCCUGAGGCCCCCGCUCUCGUCCCUGUUUCUGACUCUAUCCACUGUGCUCAUCUGUCAAAUAAAGGCACAAAAAUGCCCAAAAUAAAUCUUAAAAAAAAAUCUUUAUAGAAAGCGGCGGACUUUAUCAAGAAUAAAGUGAUACAUUCAUGUUUAACAUGCAUUAUAUUUGCCAAUAAUGACUUACAGGUGGAUUUCUGAAAAAUGGAUCCAACAUAAAGUCCUUCCUGAUUAAACUGUUUCUAUCUCCAUUGUUUUGGAGUAGUUUUAAAAGCUGUAGGGAGCAUAUUAAAAGAUAGAAUUACAAAAAAUCCCAAAAUACCUCAACAUUUUUCCUCUAGAAUUUUUCUGCACAUUUUUGAAUUUGAUCAUGUUCUUGGGGCCGGAUGGGAAGAUAUGGGGGGCCUGAUCUAAUCAGUACUUCCUUAUGCCAUUUCUGACAUUCUGUCCACAACUUUUUGAGUUAUGUUGCUAAAAAACAAACAAACCCACCCGAUCACAUAACCUGCUUGACAGAGGUAACAAUCCAGACUCACUGAAGGCUGCUAUCAGAGCAACCCCAGCAGUGCCACGGACUGAUCGCCUCCAUGCCAUGUCACACUGAUGCAGUAAUUCAUACAAAAGGAGCUUUUUUAAGAACAUUUCUGUGUUAUAAAUACAUGUUUAACAGCUGUUUUUGUGAUAUUUUAAUAGUCUGAGAUAGUGGAUUUUUGUGAGCAGUAAGAUAUAAUCAUCAACAUUAUGGAAGUUUCACUUCUUGAAAGUAAAUCACAGGAAAAACUUAAUAUUAUUGAAUUCUAUUUCUCGUAAAUGCACCUGUAUUAAUAGUAUAAUCAGGUAUCACUCGUAAGGGAUUUUCCUAGAAUCACAUCAAUAUUUAGAAUUCUGGUAUCAUGUUAAUAUGAAUUCAGUGUGCCUUGGGGAAAAAGUCUGAAACCGUUGACAAAAAUUAAAGUCUGGUAAAAGAAAAAAGAAGCUAUGUGAUCAU
This is a messenger RNA of Cheilinus undulatus (humphead wrasse), 3343 nucleotides long. RefSeq names its product CASP2 and RIPK1 domain containing adaptor with death domain (gene cradd). Gene Ontology annotation, cellular component: CBM complex. The transcript has 2 exons. Bases 123 to 737 code for a protein of 204 amino acids. NCBI's taxonomy places the organism in Eukaryota, Metazoa, Chordata, Actinopteri, Labriformes, Labridae. The record is from RefSeq and is a predicted model, not a curated record. Gene Ontology annotation, biological process: signal transduction; regulation of apoptotic process. Gene Ontology annotation, molecular function: protease binding; death domain binding.